This is a messenger RNA of Prunus armeniaca (apricot), 915 nucleotides long. NCBI's taxonomy places the organism in Eukaryota, Viridiplantae, Streptophyta, Magnoliopsida, Rosales, Rosaceae. The record is from the annotation of a GenBank genome assembly.
AUGAGCGACCACAAGACCGCAGCAGCAGCUGCAGCACCCGAUCACCACCCACCAUCUCAGACCACGAAGCCUCUUCCUCACUCCGAAGACUACGCUCCCUACCCUAAGCUCGACCCCAACGACGACGUGCCGACUCCCCAGCCCGAAACUUGGACCUCUGUCUCUAUCGCCUCUGAACCGCCGCCGAAAUUGGAAUCACCGUCAGCGCCGCCGCCUCCAGUCGCCGAUCCGCCGGUUCACGUCGAGGCUCGAGCGCCGAUUGCCGGCGAAGCUGCCACCUCCAUGCCGGUGGAGUCCAAUCCCUACGUCGCCACUCCUGCUCCGGCUCCCUCCUCCUCCGUCAAGAAUAAGAUGGAUUCAGUGAAAGAUGUUCUUGGAAAAUGGGGAAAGAAGGCUGCGGAGGCCACCAAGAAGGCCGAGGAUCUUGCUGGCAACAUGUGGCAGCACUUGAAAACGGGACCUAGUUUUGCUGAUGCUGCUGUGGCAAGAAUUGCUCAGAGCACUAAGGUACUUGCAGAAGGUGGUUAUGAGAAGAUCUUUCGACAAAAUUUUGAGACUGUCCCAGAGGAGCAACUUCAGAAGACAUAUGCUUGCUACCUAUCCACAUCUGCUGGCCCAGUAAUGGGAAUUUUAUAUUUGUCAACGGCAAAGCUUGCAUUUUGUAGUGACGAUCCCCUUUCAUACAAAAAUGGCGACCAGACUGAAUGGAGCUAUUAUAAGGUGGUUAUUCCAUUGCAUCAGCUGAAGGCAGUCAAUCCAUCAACAAGCAAAGUCAAAUCAGCUGAAAAAUACAUCCAGGUGGUCUCUGUUGACAACCAUGAAUUCUGGUUUAUGAGCUUUGUACACUAUGACAGUGCUGUGAAAUAUCUUCAAGAAGUAUUGCACCCCACCCAGCCCCAGCCCCACAGCUUGUGA